UUCGCACAUCACAUCACUCGACAAAUAAAUAUUAAACAUAAUUAGUAUCGUUCAGAGUGUUAUAGAGUGUGGAACUUAGAAUUGUAAAGGCCAAGGUAUUAUGUACGUUAUACUAAUUGGCACGCUGUUGCUGAGCAGCGCGUGCGCAAAUGACGAUGCCCAGUACGUCAACGUGAAAUCUGUGAAGGGUGGCCAUAGAGGCGGCGGAUACAAUUACAACCCUGGAGCUAACUAUCCAAAUUUCGGCAGCUAUGGCUUGCGUCAAAACAUGACACAGCAUGGCUAUGGAGCUCAGAACGUCUCUCAGCAUGGGUACGGUGCCCAAAACACAUCACGUCGUAUUGACUUUGAAGUGGGAGUUUGCUAUAUUGAAGUACCGACGGCGAGCUUAGUUCGUGAUCCCUCACGUAUCCCAGCUGGCAAUGGAUCGAGGCCUGACCUUAGCCGUAUUAGAUCUUGCUGUCAGGGAUACAUAAGAAAUAUCUACAACUUCAAAAUCUGUGAUCCUGUUUGCUCUCAAGAGUGUGUGAAUGGACACUGUUCUGCACCAGAAACAUGCACAUGUUUCCCUGAUCAUGUAAAAAACAUAGCCGGUUUCUGUAUAGCAACUUGUCCCAUAGGAUGUCAGAACGGUCACUGUAGUGGGGGUGAAUGUUUGUGCAAGGAGGGGUAUAAACUGGAUUUAGAAAGCAAAUACUGCGUACCCGCUUGUAAGGAAAGCUGUGGUGGAAUAGGAAAUUGUACCGAGCCCAACGUUUGUAAGUGUAAAGUAGGGUAUGAAUCCACUCCCGAUGGAAACUGUAGACCAGUUUGUGAUAGUUGCAUUAAUGGAGACUGUGUUGCACCGAACGAAUGCCGCUGCAAGCAAGGAUAUACCAAAGAUCAACAAGGAAAGUGCAUACCUCAAUGUUCUCAGGGAUGUAAACCAGACGGAAGAUGCGUUUCUCCAAACGUGUGCGAAUAUCCAACCCCAGUGAGACCUUCAAAUACCCCUCCUCCCUUUUAUCCAACCAAUCAACAAAACCGUCCCGUCUAUCCUGGUGGUGAAUUACCUAGGGGAGACAUAGGAGAGGAAGGUAACGCUGGACAAAGGUAUCCUGGUAAAAACAAUACAACUAAUGGCACGUUUUCUCAAGAUGUGCCCAGAAAUCCAUUAUACCCUGGAAAUCAAAUAUAUCCUGGAAAUCAAGUAUAUCCCGGAAAUCAAGUAUAUCCCGGAAAUCAGGUACAUCCUGGACAUCAAGUAACCCCUGGUACAAAUGAAAACCCAGGAAAUCAAGCUUAUGCUGGAAAACCAAUUUACCCUGGAAACCAAGUGUACCCCGGAAACAAUAUGAACCCAGAGCAACAAAUGUAUCCGGGAAAUCAAGUGUACCCCGGAAAUAAUAUGCACCCAGAUCACCAAUUGUAUCCAGGAAACCAAGUAUACCCGGGAAAUCAAAUGUACCCUGGCGUUCAAGUUUAUCCUGGUAGCCAGGUUUAUGGUAAUCGAGGCCAAUACGAUUAUCAAAGUCAAUUUGAUGUCCAAAGUGGAAACCACAGAGAAUCUGAAACUCAAGGACAAACUAGUUACAAUCAAUUUUCUGAAAGUCAACUAUCUGACCAAUGCUCUCAACCUUGUAUCAAUGGCGUUUGUAUUGGAGACAAUAUAUGCCGCUGUAACCCAGGUUAUUUGUCUGAUGCGAACGAGCCAAGCAGAUGCGUUCCCAAUUGUCCGGGUGGUUGUCCCAAUGGCGUCUGCUCUGCGCCUCACUUUUGCAUCUGCAAUGUUGGUUACUACAAGGACACAAGUGUGAAAGGUCGCCCGGCAUGCGUGAAACGCAUUCGCCGAUCAGUCGAUAAUAAGGAACCGGUCAAUGUCGCUGAACUCCUAAUAUUCGAUGUACCUGAUUACUAAAUAAUGAUUACACCGCUUAUUUUAAUAAAAAUCUAAUAAUAAUUA
Nymphalis io (European peacock) is the source of this 1942-nucleotide messenger RNA. RefSeq lists its product as uncharacterized. The transcript has 8 exons. The record is from RefSeq and is a predicted model, not a curated record. The coding region runs from base 101 to 1897 and encodes 598 amino acids. Lineage: Eukaryota; Metazoa; Arthropoda; Insecta; Lepidoptera; Nymphalidae.